UCACGAAUUCAAAUCAAACCAACACAACAGACUCGCCCCCCUCCCACCCCAAGCACCCCCAAACCAGUGCAGCGCCUCGCCGCCAGCAAUGGCGUCGUCGGCGCCAGAUGUGCCGGAGUCGUCGCGUGCCGGCGGCCAGGAAGCGGAGCAGGAGCCCGAGUCGGAGCAGCAGCGCAAGUGGGUGGCGCUCGUCUCGGUCGCCGUCCUACUCGGCAACGACGACGAGCGGGCCAAGGAGAUCGCCGUCGGGACUGAGGUGAUGGUCGACCUCAACGACCCGCCGCUGCCCUCCUACCUACAAGUGCUCCACCCCGGCGUCGCCCCCGACCCCAGGCGCAACGACGAGCCGCUGUACGGCUACAUCCUCGCCGCCGCCGACCGCUCCGCCUGCAUCCUCCUCCAGGUCGUCAGAGGCAACCGACCGCAGUUCCUCCUAUGCGACACCCACAGGCGUACCGUCACCUUGCUCCCCCCGGUUUCCUCCGGACUCGACAUCCGCCGCAACAUCAGCAUCGGCCUCAUCACCGACCCGCACCACCACGGCCACUACGUGGUCGCCCAGCUCCAACCCAUCACCUCUAAAGACCACCCCAGCAAGAUGAUUAUUGUUCUCGUCUGCUACUCCACCGCCGAAAGCCGGUGGUUCACCAAGCAGAUCACCCCGGCGCGGCGUCAUGAUGUCCGCAUGCGCAACCCCUUCUCCGAGACCGGCGUGCUCGCCCACGACGGCCGCCUCUGGUGGCUCGCCCUCGCCUAUGGCGUGUUCUUCUGCGACCCCUGCACGCCCCUCGUCGGGAGCCCCGAGCUGCGCUUCGUGCCUCUCCCGGCCGCCUGCGAGACGAUGGAGCGCCACGACGUCGUCUUCGACCCCCGCAUCAGGACCCGCAUCGACCAGCGCCGCUGCGUCAGGCCCAGUGAGGGCAAGCUUCGCUUCGUCGAGAUCCGCGGCCUCUCCUACGACAAGCACCCCGACGCACCCGCGGCUAGCGACCUCACCGUCUGGAUGUGGACGCUCGACGACCCGGAGGGCCCCGACGCAUGGACGUUCGAGUACGAGGUGGCCUUCGCCGAAAUCUGGGUGAACAAGACCUACACCGACGCGGGCCUGCUGCCGGACGAGGUGCCCCACGUCGCCCUCGUCGACCCCAACAACCACUACGUCGUCUACUUCUUCCAGGGCUCGAAGCUCUUCGGCUUCGACAUGCGCGAGAAGAAUGUCGUCGCCUGCAAGGAGUGCCUGAUAGACCGUGAUCAACUCAGGUUCCAAUCCUCCCGCCCCAUCGUCGAUGCCUGGGAGCUGCCGCCACCGCCACCCAUGCUUCCGGGCGACCAUGACUCUGCAGCAGCUGAUGGUAUGCGCGCGUACAUCAUCCCCAUUAGUUGCUCAGUUUUGAUGCAUCCACUUGCCUUGCCUGCGUUUACUGAAUCGAUCGAAUAUAUGGAGCAUGCAUAGCUGCUGGAAUUCUCGACUUUAUGCUCUCUGUGUGUCUCCAUGCUCGGCAGAUCAUACUCAUACCUAGGCUGGCUAGGACGUUGCCAACAUUAAUUCAUAUUGGCCUAUGUGCAUGCUAGUUACAGUAGUAUCUGAACUGGUUUAUUUCCCAGUUUUAGUUGGCAUGCUUACUGUCUUUGUUCAGAUUGAAAGAGAUCCUCGUGCAUGCUUCUCCGAUUCAUGCCUUUCUCUUAUCAUUGAGAAAUGUGUUAUGUACUACUCUGUUAUGCACGCAAGGAUUACAGCUGCACAGCGUGUAUAGAUGAUAGAAUAGUCACUGAAUUAGUCUGAAUUAGUCUGAAUCAUGACUAUAACUUUCGACAGUAUUUUGUUUUGGAACACUGAUUGUUGAUUGCUUGCUUGACCAUUAAUUGCUGCUCUUUUAGCA
Molecule: messenger RNA, 1880 nt
Organism: Sorghum bicolor (sorghum)
Lineage: Eukaryota; Viridiplantae; Streptophyta; Magnoliopsida; Poales; Poaceae
Exons: 1
Coding region: 89-1453 (454 amino acids)
Source: RefSeq, a predicted model, not a curated record